AUGGAGAAGACCUUGCAUCCGCUGAACACUUUGUGCCGGGCAUAUAUCUAUGCCAUCCACUGUUACUUCUUGGAGAUACUCUUCACGGUCAUCAUCCUGGACCAGGACUGGACGUUUCAUGGGCUGACCAGUCUGGGUUCCCUCUUCAUCUAUGGGACCUGCAGCUUGGCCAUUGAGCAAAUCCAUCUCGUCCUGAGAGGGGACUGUUGCUUGCUCACCCGUUGCACCCUUUAUACCCUCUGCAUCUUCCUCUGGCAGUUCUCCACCGGUUACGUCCUCCAAAUCUUCAACGCUUGCCCCUGGGACUAUGGCCAGUUCCGCUACAGCUACAAGGGCCUUAUCGCUCUCGAACACACCUUGAUCUGGUUCGUGAGCUCUCUCUUGCUGGAGCGGCUGGUGAUCCGGAACACCCUCCGUCUCCGGUUGGAGGAGCCCUGGAAAGCCAAGGAGCGUUCCAUGCCCAAAUUUGAACUCAAAGAUGACUGA
Molecule: messenger RNA, 486 nt
Organism: Sceloporus undulatus (fence lizard)
Lineage: Eukaryota; Metazoa; Chordata; Lepidosauria; Squamata; Phrynosomatidae
Product: transmembrane protein 229B-like
Exons: 1
Coding region: 1-486 (161 amino acids)
Source: RefSeq, a predicted model, not a curated record